Molecule: messenger RNA, 1164 nt
Organism: Corticium candelabrum
Lineage: Eukaryota; Metazoa; Porifera; Homoscleromorpha; Homosclerophorida; Plakinidae
Exons: 9
Coding region: 80-1045 (321 amino acids)
Molecular function (GO): extracellular matrix structural constituent
Source: RefSeq, a predicted model, not a curated record
CUCUAGGUACUACGUAGACAAAGACACGUAGACGUACUCAUUCUAGCAGUUUCAUUCGUGAUACGGAACGGUGCUCAUCAUGCAUUUUCUUGGCGGUUUCUUCAUCAUCUGCCUUGCUUGCUGCAACUUAUGCUCAUGUUUUGGGAAUCAACAAGACGAUCAGAAAAAUUCUCGUGUGUCUACUCUGUGCGGCAAUGGUUGUUUUAACACCUCGGUUGCUUGCAAGGACACGCUCACAGGAGGCUGUGUUGGUUGGAAAAAUCUGGGAAGUCGAAAGAACCCUGGAAGGUCCUGCAACGACAUCCACAUGCACCGUGUUUCUGCUGAGAGUGGACGCUAUUGGAUAAGUCCCGAUUGCGACGUCUGUUACCCGUAUGAAGUGUACUGUGAUAUGACAACUGCCGGUGGAGGAUGGACACUGGUAGUGAAGGUCAAGGGAAACGAUCCAUUUAUGAAUCGUCUUAACUCCAAGCAAUGGCGCGAUGGCAGACUGAUUGGCGACCCCACAAGUCUUAGUGAUGAAAAUGCUAUGGGUAUGGCGUACACAUCUUUGGCGUUCCGUGAAGUGAUGAUUAGGAGUCUUGUGAAUACCGCCCAGCAUCUGGCAUGGAGACAUCCUCAAACCUACGACAGCAUUCGGUCAAUAGUGAAGUCGUGCACAAGAGUUGCUAAUGGAGUCAAGAUCUCUGGAGACAUAACAAAACUGAACUUUAAAGGUAACGUUGCCUACUUAAAGCCAUGCACGGAGCUCGUGUAUGGCUUCAUGGGUGGAGACCAUCACUAUGCCCUAACUUCUGUGGCCGGAUGUUCCGUCGGAUACAAGCAUGGACAUGUAGGGGCAGUGAUAGGUGCAUUUCUUGACCCUCCAUCUGGUGAUCACACCAAAAAUGGACAAAAUGUUAAGUGCAUAUCAGAUUUUGGAGUCGGCGGAGGCUAUUACAACAUGGCAAAGGCUGAUUAUGCGUACGCCAUCAACGCUCAUUAUUGGGAUAAUGGUAAUGACUAUACCCAUUCCUGGGGGUCACACGCCGUGUUCAUCAGGUGACAGUAGAAAGAACGCGAUUAGACGGACUCUCAUUGUUGUGCAUUGCGUGAAGUUUAACUGCUAGUGCUGUGAUUAGUGUAAACGUGCUUUUGAGAGAAAAUCAACAUGCUAGCAUUGAC